This is a messenger RNA of Puma concolor (puma), 5535 nucleotides long. The record is from RefSeq and is a predicted model, not a curated record. NCBI's taxonomy places the organism in Eukaryota, Metazoa, Chordata, Mammalia, Carnivora, Felidae.
AUGAACCACACUCUGUCCAAAAAUGCCCAGGAUUUGAUAGGCAUCCCUCAUCUAGGUCUUUUUGGAUACUCAACAAUGCGGCAUCCUGAGCUGCCCCCCACAGAGGGUCCUCACACAGCAGGCUCCCCCACACCUGAGUUUUUGAGCUCUGUGGCAGAACUGUCCCAUCUGUCUCCUCCACCCCUAGUGCCUGGAAGUCUUCUUCAGCUUCCAGAUGGAACUCCCUCAUGGUCAGUGUUGGAAAUGGCUUCAAGUCGUACAUCCACACAGCCGGUUGAAGCUGAGGUGGCUGAAGGAGUGCAUGGUGGGGUGUCUUUGCCGAUUUCUAAGAGUGUGGUGGCCGCAGCAGUGACCCAGGAGGCUGUGUCUUCACUUUUACAGACUGCAGAAUCAGUGGCAGUGGAAACAACCAGCAGAAAGAUAGCCCUUGCUACCGCAAAUGACACCGCUAACCCACUGCAUUUGUCAGGGGCUCCAGAGAAUUCUGAAGGGCUCCUCCUUGUAGCAGAACACACAUCGUCCUCUUUGGUGCCUUCUCCUCUGCCUCUCACCACAGCCCACAGAGGGCAAGCCAUCCUUUCUGGGACAUCCAACAGCACAGCAGCAGACUUUCCUUCUGCACCCACCUUUCUCCAGUUGGCACAGAACCAUGCCUCUCCUUCCACCAUGCCCAAAAUGCCAACUCCUCAAAAAGAGGGCAGCGGUGGAUCCCCUCCGACAGCGGCUACAGACUUCCCCUUCUCCAGAAAAUUUCCCAAUCUUCUUUCCACAACCUGGGCAUUUCCCCUGCAGAAAGAAGGUAGUGUGACAGCUGUUUUAAAGAAAAACAAAAAGGCAAAUUUGACAGUUGAUCUCCAGAUCCUUCCAAGUAAAGAGAUUCCAGGUCAUCACACUGUAAAUGGGUUCACCUCUGAUUCUAGCCUGGAUCAUAUUUCAUCUUUUUUCAUCACAACUCUAAGAACAAACCUCCUUCCUUCAGAAUUACCUCUACCUUCCAUCCCCUCUGCACAAAGCACCCAGACUAUGUCCCCAUCCCCUAGCUUGUCUGACAUCAAGCCAGAGACUUAUGCAGCUGUGAUGGACCAUUCUCAGUUGCCAGUUUCAACUUCCCAACAGGUGACAGCAUUUCCCUCAUCCACUGAGGUCUAUGAUUUCUCAACAACGAGACAUGUGAAAAAGCCAGCAACCACAGAUGUUUUCUGGAGUUCUCUUUCAGCAGAAACUGGAUCUCUCUCCACAGAGCCAAUGAUAUCUGGCUUGCUGCAGCAAACAAAUUAUUAUUUAAAUGGGCACACAAUUAACUCCACCAGUUGGGAACCUCAUUCAGCUUCAGCUACUCCUCCCAGUGGUUCAACUUCAGCUGCCAGUACAAUAAGAUCUUCAGAUUUCAGAGAAACUGCUGGGCAUUUAGUGACUGCAGAAGGCUCUAACAUUCAGCGUCCAGUCCUUAGUAUAAGCACCAACCAACCUAUUCAACAGUCAGAGGUCACCAUGGUUGGAAACCAUACAGACUUCUUGUCAAUAACCAAUAACAACUAUUCCAGAGAUUUUCAAACAGCUGAGAUUGAAGAUUACCCAUCCACAAGCCAACAUGCUGUGUCUCAUCCCCAUCUACAGCUGCCUGCGCAUUCAACACAUGCUCUUUCACCAGCUUCUCCAAGUCUGACUUCCACAGCUAGCUUGCAGGAAAUACUUUCAGAUAAAACGGAUUCAGUUCUCCCAAUUUCUGGUGACAUCUACCCAUCUCCUGUGAUAAGUGUUUCCACACCAUUCCAGAGUAUCUUGAGAUACCAUUCUACUGCUGAAUCUCCUCCUCUAUCAACCAGGGCCCCAUCCACAGUGCUGCUGGCUUCUCAGCACCCUGAGAAAUGGACAGACCCCUCGGUGUCGUCCAAGGCGGAACCAACAGCAGCAUCAGCAGCUAUGUUGUUACUGGGGAAAUCAAGUCCACCGGCGCUGUCUGCAGCCCUGGUUGCCAAGGGCACUGGCAGCAGGGCUUCGGCCAUGGCCUCGGGAUUAGUCAAGAGCAGUUGGACCACUGCCCUAGCUAAAAAUGUCACAAACAACGCAGCACCUGGCCCAAGGACGACACCGGGGGCAGUGCCUCCGGCCUUCUCAUUCACACCAACCUACAUGUUUUCAAGAACGGCACACACCGGGAGUGCUCACACAGCCAUGCAAGGGACCACGGGCGCCGCCUCUGGCCUGUUGUCCACAACACACCUCCCCAGGAAACCACAAGCCAUGCACACAGGUCUCCCAAACCCCACCAACCCAGACAUGCCGAAGGCAUCCACCACACGCCCACUGACAAUCACAGCAGCCUUGACAUCCGUUACUGCCCCAGUAAGGGCCACCCGGUUGCCACCUUUGCCAGCAGAAAAUAUAGAUGCUGCGUCGACUGCCAUGGUCACAACCGGCAAAAUGGCAUCCAACCUGGAGUGUCAAAUGUCCAGUAAGCUCCUGGUGAAGACAGUUCUCUUUCUGACCCAGAGGAGAGUGCAGAUCAGUGAAACCUUGAGGUUCAAUGUAGCCAAAGGGCUCACGCAGGCAUUGCGGAAGGCUUUCCACCAGAAUGACGUCUCAGCUCACGUGGACAUUCUGGAACAUUCUCAUAACGUCACAGUUGGUUAUUAUGCUACCAAAGGGAGACUGGUAUACUUGCCUGCCGUAGUGAUUGAAAUGCUGGGUGUUUAUGGGGUCAGCAACGUCACUGCAGAUCUGAAGCAACAUACCCCAAACUUACAGUCAGUGGCAGUACUUGCCUCCCCGUGGAAUCCCCAGCCUGCAGGCUACUUCCAGCUGAGAACAGUGCUGCAGUUUGUGAGCCAGUCCGACAACAUCCAGUCCUGCAAGUUUGCUCAGACGAUGGAACAGAGACUGCAGAAGGCCUUUCAGGAUGCAGAGAGGAAAGUCCUGAAUACCAAGAGCAAUCUGACAAUUCAGAUUGUGAGCACAUCCAAUGCCUCCCAGACAGUCACCUUGGUGUACGUGGUGGGCAAUCGGAGCUCCUUCCUCAACGGCACAGUCGCCAGCAGCCUCCUCCGCCAGCUCUCAGCUGAGCUGGUUGGGUUCUACCUCACCUACCCGCCGCUCACCAUUGCUGAACCACUGGAAUAUCCCAACCUUGAUAUAUCGGAAACAACCAGAGACUAUUGGGUAAUAACAGUGCUACAGGGCGUGGACAAUUCGCUGGUGGGCCUGCACAACCAAAGCUUCGCCCGGGUCAUGGAGCAGCGCCUGGCCCAGCUAUUCAUGAUGUCCCAGCAGCAAGGCCGACGGUUUAAACGGGCCACUACCUUGGGAAGCUACACCGUGCAGAUGGUAAAGAUGCAACGGGUGCCGGGACCCAAGGACCCGGCGGAGCUGACUUACUACACCCUGUACAACGGGAAGCCAUUGCUGGGGACCGCAGCUGCCAAGAUCCUGAGCACCAUUGACUCCCAAAGGAUGGCCUUGACCCUGCAUCAUGUUGUCCUUCUGCAAGCUGACCCCGUGGUGAAGAAUCCACCCAACAACCUGUGGAUCAUCGCGGCAGUGCUGGCACCCAUUGCUGUGGUCACGGUCAUCAUCAUCAUCAUCACUGCUGUGCUUUGCCGGAAGAACAAGAACGACUUCAAGCCGGACACCAUGAUGAACCUGCCUCAGAGAGCAAAGCCUGUGCAAGGCUUUGACUAUGCCAAGCAGCACCUGGGCCAGCAAGGGGCGGAUGAGGAGGUUGUCCCUGUGACUCAGGAAACGGUGGUCCUACCGCUCCCUGUUAGAGAUGCUCCUGCCUCUCAGGAAAGAGACAUCGCCCAGGACGGAAGCACCAUCAAGACGGCCAAGUCCACCGAAACCAGAAAGAGCAGGUCGCCCAGUGAGAAUGGCUCUGUCAUCAGCAAGGAAUCAGGGAAGCCCAGCUCAGGGAGGCGCUCGCCCCAGAAUGUAAUGGCACAGCAGAAAGUGACAAAGGAGGAGGCACGGAAGAGAAAUGUGCCUGCGAGUGACGAAGAGGAAGGAGCGGUGCUUUUUGACAACUCUGGCAAGGCGGCUGCUGAUCCCUUUGACACAUCUUCUGGAUCUGUGCAGCUCAUCGCGAUAAAACCCACAGCCCUCCCCGUGGUGCAUCCCACAUCGGACCGGAGCCAGGAGUCAGCAGUCCUCAACGGUGAGGUAAACAAAGCCCUGAAGCAGAAGUCAGACAUCGAGCACUAUCGGAACAAGCUACGCCUCAAAGCCAAGAGGAAGGGAUAUUACGACUUUCCACCAGUGGAGACAAACAAGGCUCAGACAGAAAGAAAAAAGAUGUAUGAGAAAACCCCAAAGGAAAUCGAGCACGUUUUGGAUCCAGACCCAGAACUGUGUGCUCCAUUCGCUGAGUCUAAAAACAGGCAACAGAUGAAGAACUCUGUCUACCGAAGCCGGCAGUCUCUGAAUAGCCCGAGUCCUGGGGAAACGGAGAUGGACCUUCUGGUGACUCGGGAGCGACCCCGGCGUGGAAUCCGUAACAGCGGAUACGAUACUGAGCCUGAGAUCAUAGAGGAAACCAACAUCGACAGAGUGAAUGAGCCCCGGGGCUAUGCCCGAUCAAGGCAGAUGAAAGGUCACUCGGAGACCUCCACACUGAGCUCCCAGCCCUCCAUCGAUGAGGUCAGGCAGCAGAUGCACAUGCUACUGGAGGAGGCCUUCAGCCUGGCAUCUGCAGGCCACGCGGGCCAGAGCCGGCACCAGGAGGCUUACGGCUCAGCACAGCACCUGCCCUACUCGGAGGUUGUGACCAGUGCUCCAGGGACCAUGACGCGGCCCAGGGCAGGGGUGCAGUGGGUACCCACCUAUCGCCCAGAAAUGUACCAGUACAGUCUGCCUCGACCGGCAUACAGGUUUUCCCAGCUUCCUGAAAUGGUCAUGGGCUCUCCCCCUCCACCUGUACCUCCCCGGACUGGCCCUGUGGCUGUUGCUUCUCUCAGGCGGUCCACCUCGGACGUGGGCAGCAAGACCAGGAUGGCCGAGUCCGCAGGGCCCGAACCGGCCCAGCUGCACGACAGCCCCUCCUUCGCGCAGGUGUCCAGAGGCCCCGUGUCCGUGGCGCAGUUGGACCAGUCGGCUUUAAAUUACUCAGGUAAUACGGUGCCGGCAGUGUUCGCCAUCCCAGCUGCCAACAGACCUGGCUUCACCGGCUAUUUCAUCCCAACGCCUCCCUCGUCCUACAGAAACCAGGCCUGGAUGUCCUAUGCAGGAGAGAAUGAGCUCCCAAGCCAGUGGGCCGAUUCGGUCCCCCUCCCAGGGUACAUCGAGGCUUACCCCCGGUCACGUUAUCAGCAAAACUCUCCCUCCAGGCUCCCUCGCCAGUACAGCCAGCCAGCAGGCAUGCACCCCAGCCUGGAGCAGGCCCCGGUGCCAUCCGCGGCGGCCUCGCAGCAGAGCCUCACCGAGAACGACCCGUCUGACACGCCCCUGACCAACAUCUCCACGGCGGCCCUCGUGAAGGCCAUCCGGGAAGAGGUGGCCAAGCUGGCCAAGAAACAGACAGACAUGUUUGAGUUCCAGGUCUAA